Messenger RNA from Sphenostylis stenocarpa, 321 nucleotides. The record is from the annotation of a GenBank genome assembly. NCBI's taxonomy places the organism in Eukaryota, Viridiplantae, Streptophyta, Magnoliopsida, Fabales, Fabaceae.
AUGUCAUAUCCUUUUAUUUAUGAAGCCAAAAUGCCAGUGAGUAUACCAGAGAAAGCAAUCAUCUCGUCAUGUUUCCAAGGAAAGACAAAUGGCUCAAAGAAUAAAAUAAUGAAAGCAAUGGAAAAUGCAGACAGAAACGAAGAUGGUUGUUUCAGCAAGGAUGAACUCCAGCAAGCUCUCAAAGAGUUAGGUGCUAUCUGUCCUCGUUGGAGAGCCUUCUGGGCAUUCAGAAAUGCUGAUACCAACCACGACGGUCAAAUUAGCGGCGAGGAAAUCAAGUCUCUCCUUCAGUAUCUUCGUUCCUGUGGGUUUGGGAAAUAG